Messenger RNA from Nasonia vitripennis (jewel wasp), 5267 nucleotides. RefSeq names its product lysine-specific histone demethylase 1A (gene Su(var)3-3). Gene Ontology annotation, cellular component: nucleus. Bases 180 to 2774 code for a protein of 864 amino acids. The record is from RefSeq and is a predicted model, not a curated record. The transcript is spliced from 16 exons. Gene Ontology annotation, molecular function: oxidoreductase activity; protein binding; flavin adenine dinucleotide binding. Gene Ontology annotation, biological process: regulation of DNA-templated transcription. NCBI's taxonomy places the organism in Eukaryota, Metazoa, Arthropoda, Insecta, Hymenoptera, Pteromalidae.
AGCGGUGAACUGAUAUUGGUGUUGUGUGUAUUUGAUUGACAAACGGUGUUGUGUUUACCCGGCGCUAGAGUUCAAAAAUAAUUCAUUUUUCACUUAUUUUGUAUUAAUUUGUGUAGCAACUGCUGUUAUUGAGAAACGAGUGAUUAUUUACCUUGCUUCAGACGCAUACAUUUUUUAAGAUGAGCCGAAGGAAACGCGCAAAGGUUGAGUAUAGAGAAAUGGAAGAAAAGUUCCAAAUCGAUGAAGAGAAUACGUCUGAUAAUUCAGAAAAGUCAAAAACAGGCCAAGGGACUCCAGAAAAGAAAUCUGUGGCUGAGACUAAAAAGGAAAUCGAUGCUUCUAUAAAUGCAAGUGCGUCAGCAUCAAAAGUAGAAGCAAAAGACGAAGAAGAACAAGACAGCGACCACGAAGACCCACACAUUAAAGAACUGCUGAAUGGCUUAGAAGGAGCUGCAUUCCAGAGUCGUUUACCGUUUGAAAAGCUGACUUCUACGGAAGCUGCAUGUUUUCCGGAUGUUGCAGGAGGACCUCCCCAAACUCAAAAAGUUUUCUUGCAUAUACGCAAUAGAUUGCUUCAAAUAUGGUUGGAAAAUCCAAAACAACAACUCCUUAUUGAGAACUCUCUUCCAGUAAUAGAGCCUCCUUACAACAGUGACCCAGUACUAGUACGCCGAGUUCAUGCUUUUCUAGAAAGACAUGGCUUCAUCAAUUUUGGGGUUUUUAAAAGACUUAAACCAAUACCAACAAAGAAAUUGGGAAAAGUGAUUGUUAUCGGUGCUGGGAUCGCAGGCUUAGCUGCUGCUCAACAGAUGCAACAAUUUGGUCUUGAUGUUGUUGUUUUAGAAGCCAGAGAUCGAGUUGGUGGACGUAUAGCAACAUUUCGCAAAUCUAAUUAUAUUGCUGAUCUGGGAGCAAUGGUGGUUACUGGUCUUGGAGGAAAUCCAGUUACUGUUUUAAGUAAGCAAAUAAACAUGGAGCUACAUAAGAUUAGACAAAAGUGUCCUUUGUAUGAAAGUGAUGGUCAAACGGUACCAAAAGAUAAAGACGAGAUGGUCGAAAGGGAAUUCAAUAGAUUAUUAGAAGCUACAUCUUAUCUAUCGCACCAGUUGGAUUUUAAUUAUGUUGGAAAUUCUGGUAAUGGAGGACAAGGGGGUUCCACACGACCUGUAUCCCUGGGUCAAGCAUUGGAGUGGGUCAUUCGAUUGCAGGAACAAGGGGUUAAACAAAGACAAGUGUCACAUUUGCGCUCUGUUCUCACACUGCAAGGCAGAUUGAUUGCUAAUCAGCAAAAAAUGAUUGGAAUUAAGGAACGUUUGGCUGAAUUGGAUAAGCAGUACAAGGAAAUGCUAGAAAGCAAGCAACCUAGAGAUAUAACUCAAGAAUUUGUAUUUCGCUCUAAACUACGUGAUCUGCACAACAUUUGUAAGGAAUGGGAUCAACUGUCAGAGCAGCAAACAGAAAUUGAAGCUAAGUUGCAAGAGCUUGAAGCAUCACCGCCAAGUGACGUCUACCUAUCAUCGAAGGACAGACAAAUUCUGGAUUGGCAUUUCGCGAAUCUGGAGUUCGCUAACGCUACUUCACUCUCGAACCUCAGCCUAAAGCAUUGGGAUCAGGACGACGAUUUUGAAUUCACCGGCAAUCAUCUGACAGGUAAGCGAUUGAAAUACAGCCGUCCGCUCGAGAUCGUUUUCGGAUGUGUAAGUCAGUCAUACCACCUUCUCAAUGUCACCGGGUACACAACUCUCGCUCGUAUCAGAGCGAAAUUCAUUGGACAUCGCGGGUGGGUCUUUGACAUUCGCUGUAAUAUAAGCUUAGUGGAAAAAGCACUGCGAAAUGGCUAUUCGUGCGUACCUGUAGCUCUAUCUGAAGGUCUGGACAUCCGGCUAAAUACAGCUGUGAGGGCAGUUCGCUACAGUGCCAACGGUGUUGAGGUCUACGCGGCGCCGUCGCGCUCACCCCAGACCAACAGCACAGUCUUCAAGUGUGAUGCAGUUCUGGUCACGCUGCCCCUGGGCGUACUAAAAGCGUCGACACAGCCUUCGGCAGUAGUGUUUAAUCCGCCUUUACCCGAUUGGAAGUCGCAGGCCAUACAGCGACUCGGUUUUGGUAAUCUUAACAAGGUCGUGCUCUGCUUCGAGAGGAUCUUCUGGGACCCGACUGCCAACCUCUUCGGUCACGUCGGCAGCACGACGGCCUCCCGCGGGGAGCUCUUCCUCUUUUGGAAUCUGUACAAAGCGCCGGUACUGCUGGCCCUCGUCGCCGGCGAGGCAGCUUGCGUCAUGGAGAACGUCAGCGACGAUGUUAUCGUCGGUCGCUGCAUCGCUGUACUCAAGGGCAUCUUCGGCAACCAAGUGGUACCACAGCCGCGAGAGAGUGUGGUGACGAGGUGGCGCGCGGACCCCUGGGCCCGUGGCUCCUACAGUUUCGUCGCCGUCGGCAGCUCCGGCAGCGAUUACGAUCUGCUCGCGGCGCCCGUCGCUCCCGCAGCGCCAGCCAAUCAGCCGCCAGGCUCGGCCCAGCCCCAGCCACGCGUCUUUUUUGCCGGUGAGCACACGAUACGGAAUUAUCCGGCGACGGUGCACGGCGCCUUUCUGAGCGGGCUGCGCGAGGGUGGCCGCAUCGCCGACCAGCUCUGCGGAAGCCCGUACGCUGCGCCCCCGAACAGUGCGACGGCCCCAGGCUUAUCGACGUCCGGGAGUGUGACGCCGCCAGCAUCAGCAACCCCGGGCUCCGGAAUUCCGCAGUCCAGCGCCGCGGCUGCCGCCGCGCCCUGAUGACGGGACUGCUUCUCGACGACGUAGAUGGGGAUGAGGCGCCACUGUAGCCGCGCACAACCUGCCUGCUGUCCACAACUCGCUGCUACUGCUGCGCUCACGCCCACUGACCGCAAUCAAUGCGAGAGUUUCAGUAUGUAUGUGUGUGGCUGUGAGAGAGGAAGAGAGAGAGAGCCGCGGAGGCACGCGUGUGCAUGCCUGUCCUAAUCUUCACGCGUGAACGCCGUCCUGGGCACGCGCGCGCGCCCCCAUCGCCCCCGUUUAUCGCUCUUCGCGCAAGACCCUCCUGCUCCGGCAGCUCGUCGUCGAUCUCCCUCGCGCUUUUAUUCUCGCGCCCCCCCCCCCCUCUGUCUGUCUGUCUGUCUCUCUCUCUCUCUCUCUCUCUCUCUCUCUCUCUCUCGCUCUCUCGUUGCUUCGCUUCUCUCGCCUCCUCGUUCCGUCUCUUUGUCUGCUGAAAAAUUUCUGGAUGGACACGUGAUUGCGCGGAGACGCUUGUAAUGAAGCUCCAUCAGUCAUUCAGCCGGAAAGUAUUUCUGGUGUGCGAUUUUAUUCGUUCCAAAGUGCCUUUUCAUAUGGAUUUGGAAAACCGACGUGAUUAAUCGAACCGUAAAAUCUAUACGUAAUUAAAUUAGGCUAGCCUGCUGCAUCGGAAAAUAAAUGAAAUUUCACAUCGAUAAAGUCGAUCGUGGCGUUUAAUUAAUGACAAUUGAUCACUGCGUCCGCCGUGCAGUGCGAAAUCGAACUUCCUAGAAGAGCGAUGCGCUUCAGCUUUUUGUCGCUGGCUGCUGUGAAUCGGGCCUCUGAAAAUUAAUGGUCGCCGCGCGGUGUAAGUUCAUGGUCGAGGCAGCAAGGCAGCGAGGAAGGCGAGUCGUGCGCGAUUGUUGCCCUGGAAAUUUGUAAAUUCGCUGCGUCAAAAGUUAUCUGCGACAAGCUGUGGAAAAAGGGCCGGUCCUUUGUCUUCCUCUCGCGCUGCAUUCUGUUCAUUAAACUCGGCGCGAAUUAUUCGAAUAUCAUGAUGCGCGAUUGAAAGAGAGAGAGCACAAAGGUUUUGGAGUCUGCACAAUUAUAUGCAAAUCUCAAGAGCCGGAAUUAUUCAUUACCGAAAUCACGUUAAUCCGCAUCGAUCAUUCAAUCAUAAUAAAUUCAAUGAAUUGCCGGCGAUUCAAUAAAUUCACUGCGCGAUUAAAUCAACAGUUACAAGCGUGCAGCCAGCAUUUUCGGAAAUAAUCCGAUCAAUUCGAAUGCAAUCGCAGAUUGAAUAGAUAAAAAAAGCAGUUCCAUUUAGUGUAACGAAUCGCUAGGAAUGGAUGCAAACAAAGAGAAAAUUAAAAGCCUGAAACGAACGAAAGAGGCAUAGCAGCGAGGGCGAGAGCGAGAGAGAAGGAGCCGGAAGGAAGCGAGUCCCUGCUUGCACCAGUUACGUGCCUGGAUUCUCAUUUGCGAAUCAGGCGUACGCUGGAGUAGGGGCAGAGGGAGGCGCGGAGCGAGCGGGGGUGAGCGCGUGCAUCGACCUCUUUCGACUGAUUAGCAUUAUCGACGACGAGAGGGCGAGUGUGUGUGUGUGUGCGCGCGCGCGUGCCGCAAACGCGCUUUUCCCGUUACUUUUUUCACCGCUGCCCGCCUGCGUGCACAAAUAUCAAAUAUUAAUUCGAGCUUGCGCUCGCCCUCUCCUCCAGCGCUUCGCACAGAUUUUCCGGCUCUUUGCUCAUCUUUCGCUCAUUCGAGACGUCCCUGACGUGGCGCUACGCUCAAGAUUAAUGGAGCAGCGCUCUCGCGAUUCGUCGGCCAGAUUCUUCACGCUCUGGGGGAAGCGCGCGCCGUUUGAUCGAUUCGCCGAGCGAGCUUCGGAAAAGCUGUCGCUUCGCGUCGGCCCUCGCAAGACUGAUCGCACGCAAGUCAAUUGCUCCCGCUAAACGGCAGGAGAACACAUACGCGUUGUGUGCGAACGCAAAUUUGCUCGGAUGAGGAGUUGGCGUGAGCGGGGUUGAGGAGGAGGGGGUGAACUUUUUCGAAGCUCGAAUGUUUGCACUUGCUCUGUUAUUAUACUCGUUGAAUUGCGUUGGAAGCGACAGUGACCGAUUCGCGCAUGUCGCGCAUUUAGAUAAAAGAAAAGUGUUUGUUGAAUUCGGGUGAAAUUUGUUGAUUAAAACUGUAGACAAUUCGAGAUACUGAUGGAAUUUCAGUGACGCUAGUUCCUCCCUUUUGAAGCGUUGAUUACAUGUUUGGGCCGAUCGGUGAUUAUGAGAUUAUUGCGAGACUUCCUACGGAUGUAUUUGUUUUUCAGUAAUUAUCACGUGCAUAUUACCAUUGCCAACUCAUUCCGUCGUUUCCCUAGUUUUUAAGGAAUACCUUAUGAUUAUUUGAAUUCUGUUUUUGUAAAUAUUUGCUAAUGCAAAUUGUAAUCGCCCAUGAUGAGUUCUUGUAGCAACAUUUUUACUGACUUUCGACAUAAUAUGAGCUGAAUAAAACGAACAAAUUGAUUCAUAGCAAAAA